AUGCAGAGAGGUUUCUUGCUAGCUGCAGCGGAGAAGACCGAGAAGAAGAAGAGCGAGAAGAAGUCUGAGCCUGAGCCUGACCAGUCCGGUGUGGCCGUGACAUCUUCCGUGGGCUAUCGUGUCGAGAAAGAGCCCGGCAUCAAGAUCCUGAAGUUCGACUCAGAUGUGGAUGUGAAUCUGAGCGACGUGGACGGGAUGCUGAAAGUGUUUGCGAAGCCCUGUCAGAAGUGA
Molecule: messenger RNA, 231 nt
Organism: Symbiodinium necroappetens
Lineage: Eukaryota; Dinophyceae; Suessiales; Symbiodiniaceae
Source: the annotation of a GenBank genome assembly